GUAACAUGUUAGACUGACUCAUACGAACACGAACGUCCUUCACAGAAAAGGAAAUGUUUUCAGAAAUAUCUAGAAAACAUGACGACUUUUAAAUAUUUGAAGAUGCUGCACCUGUCUAACUGUGUUUUGAUGUCAAUGCUGCUGAUGAUCGCUGAUGGCAUUACAGUGAAAGGUCCCUCUGAAACUUUGGUUGUUCCUCUGGGAGGUUCAGUGGUUUUGCCCUGUUUUGUUGACAAACCCUUACUAUCUGAAGAACUGGAGGUGGAAUGGAGAAGAUCAGACACAGAGACUCUGGUUCAUCUGUAUCAAGAUGGUGAGAGUCGGCCAGAGGUCCAGCAGCAGGAUUAUCAUGAUAGAGCUCAUUUCUUUACUGACAAGAUUCAACAUGGAAACUUCUCCCUCCUGUUGAACAAUGUGACAGCUGAAGAUGAGGGAAAGUACAGAUGUAAAGUUUUCAGUGGGCAGGAUUCUGGUGAAACUGUGGUCGAAAUAAAACAUGUUGAGCGUUUGAUAGUCUCGGGAUCAGAUCACUCCAUAUCUGCGUAUGCGGGUGAAGACGUCACUCUGAACUGCUCUGUGGACUCUCGCAUCACACCUGAAGAGAUUGAAGAGCUUUCAUGGAAGAAAACAGAUGAAGAUGGAAUUAUCCUGGUCCUGCUCUACCAAAACAAUAAACCUUUACCCGAAUCAUCACAUGAGCAAUACAGAGACAGAGUUGAGUUCUUCACUGAUGAAAUCUCCAAAGGAAACUUCUCUCUCAGACUGAAGAGUGUCAGAACUGAAGAUAAAGGAGUUUAUAUGUGUCAAGUGUUUGCUGGAGGAGUUUCAGCCAACACAACUGUAGAACUGGAACAACUGGGUUUGUCUGUUUUACACAUAAUGGUGUUGAUUCUCUGUAUCACUGCUGCUGGAGCUGCACUUGUGCUCUGUUUAAUCUACUUCACAUCACAGAAAAAAGGGUUCAUUGUGAAAUAUCGUAAUCUCAGAAAAGUUCCUCCGGGACGUCCAGUGGUUCUGCCCUGUUUCAUUGAUCCUCAUUUACUGAAGAAAGAUCUGAAGGUGGAAUGGAGAAGAUCAGGAGAUAAAUCAGAUUUAGUUUGUCAGUAUCCAGAUAAUAAGAGUCGACCAGAGGACCAGCAGCAGGAUUAUCAUGAUAGAGCUCAUUUCUUUACUGACCAGAUUCAACAUGGAAACUUCUCCCUCCUGUUGAUCAAUGUGACAGCUGAAGAUAAGGGAAAGUACAGAUGUACAGUUUUCAGUGGGCAGGAUUCUGUGUUUUCCGUCAGCACAGAUUUGGUACCGAGACUACUUGAUUCAGUCCUCCGUCUUCACGUGUUUCUGGCCUUUUGUCCAAAUAUCAUCAUGUUUUGUGCUUUUGUGUUCUGGGGUGUUUCUGAAGGAUCUGUGAACGAGACAGUUUGUUGUUGUGCUCUUUAUAUUGUGAGACCUCUAAUGUUGCUCUGGGCCGCUCCAGAUGUUCAAGACUUCACAGGUCACAUUAAAACACUGAUUUUGUAUCACAGUUGCGUUGCAGAAUAUGUUUUUCUCUCAGCUGUUAUUUAUUCAGCUCUUUUAAAAUCUUCCUUUGGAAAACUUCUGAAUUAUGCAGAGAUUGAGAGAGUCGUAAUAUCAGUCUUCUUUGGGAUAAUGUUUCUGUACUGCCUCUGUAAAAUCAUUUACAUUUUAGUUGCAAAGAUUGGACAGAAACGUGGACGGAUAUUUGACAUAUUUGAUGUUGUGGUUGAUCUGAUCUUUGAGAUUCUGCCAAUAUUACAAUUCAUUCUUCUGUUCUACAUGUUUGGAUCAGGCAGAGCAGGACUCAUCAUCGUUGUGCUUUUACCAGUGAUGCUAAUAAUGACAAAUGAAACAAUGUUUUAUAGAUGCUACUACAGGCUCGGCUUUUCACUUUCGGUCCUCAGAACAGUGCAGUUAAUAUUAAUGUUUGUGAUGAAUGCAGUGAUGAUGGGUUUUCUCAUCAUGACACUGGAAACUGAAACAGAUCCUAUUGGAUGGGCCUGUGUGAUUGUGUUUCUGCAAAUACUCUGGACAAUUUUGAAGAUGACAGAUAUAUCUAACGUAUUUGUGCGUCUUUCUCUGGAUUUUCAUCGUUUUGUGUCUGUGUAUCUGUUUGGAUCAGUUGGUGUUGUUUUAAUAAGCGCUGUUGCUCUGAUGACAGAACUGAUACUGAAAACAGUUAAUGGUGAACGUGCUGUGAUGGAUCUGAGAUUCGUUCUGUUUCCCUCUGAAACUCUCUUUGUCGUGUCUCUGAUGAUUUUAGCAAUGUUUCCAUCCAUGAUUCCCAAAAUAUUAAAGUGUCUGCAGUCUUGUCAGGAUAAAGUGAGGUGUAAUAAAACAGACACCAGAUCACAACAAACCCAAAGUCCUCAUAAUGCAGCAGGAUCAGAUGAAACUCCAGGAACCAGAUCAAACCAGAACCAGAACUCAGCAGAAUCUCAUGAAACUUCAGCAUUGACUGGAGGAGAUCUUAAAGAUGCAGAUGAAGGACAGAGGUCAUGUGAUUCAGUGGUCUGACACACACAGUAAUAAGAGAGACAUAUGCCAUGUGUAUAAUCUCAUACUCAGAGUUUAUGAGCAGUUAAAAUGAGACACUCGCUGUUCUCUGAUGGUUUAGUUUUAAUUCAGCAUGUUGAAUUUUGAUGUUUAUUCACAGAAUCUCACAUGUUGUACGUCAUCUGGGAAUUUCUUGUAUGUUUUACAUAUACUGAGGAUUUGGACCCGACUCCAUUAACACACUAUUAGAGAAGUGUGCAUGUUCAGAUAUGUGUGUAUAUUCAGUGUUUAUGAGAUCAAUCCCACACUGGGACUGUUUGCUCAAAUUAUCAUCAGUGCUGACAGAACCUGAACCUUUACUUUUAUUGUUUUAUUUUACUUUUUGUUUUUUUAUUUUUUAUGUAGAUGCAUUUUUUACUCUGGAGUGUUUUUAUUAUUUCUUGUGAUUUUGUUGUUUUCAUAUGUUUUAUGAAAAUCUGUAAAUAUUGUAUUAAUAUAAUAUUGUAUUGUCAUGUUGACAGAGUAGUUCUGUCAGUUCAACAGUAUUAAUGAAACUGAACAUUUCUUUAAUAUCAACAAUCUGUGGGAUCAUUUUAACCUAAAGAAACUUCUUGUGAAUCAUCUGCAGCAUUCAUGUGGUAAUCUGAUCGAUCUUUGAGUUUCAAGAACACAAUUGUGUUGUGUAGAACUGUAAUGUGAGUAACUCUAUAUUACCCAUCCAAACAUCUAAACAUUCAGUUUUCUGCUCAGAUCAUUUAUAAUAUAAACAGCUUGAUUAAAUGUAACAUUACAUCACCUGCUGCAAUGUGUGUUCAUCCUAAUGAAAUGCUUUGCAAAAUAAAAUUAUAAUAAUGUUUGGCAUAAUCAAGUGUUGCAAAGGCAAUGUUUUU
Molecule: messenger RNA, 3401 nt
Organism: Xyrauchen texanus (razorback sucker)
Lineage: Eukaryota; Metazoa; Chordata; Actinopteri; Cypriniformes; Catostomidae
Exons: 19
Coding region: 79-2532 (817 amino acids)
Biological process (GO): positive regulation of T cell proliferation; cellular response to lipopolysaccharide; immune response
Cellular component (GO): external side of plasma membrane
Source: RefSeq, a predicted model, not a curated record